GCCUGAAAGCCCGUUACGGGCAAGAAAAGACACUGAAGUGAGAGCGAGCGCCACAAAUCCGAGAGAGAGGGAAAUCGGAAGCCUCAGGAAAUGGCGAUAUCUGGGGAUCUGAGGGUCUCUGCAACGCUGGGUUCCUACCAUUUUAACCCUCUUCGAAGCUCUCUGCGCCCUUCCAAGGUAGAGUUCUCUGGUUUCCUGAACGGAGGAUCCAGCAUAUCUGAAAUGACACCCAAAUGGUCCUCAAUGGUACUUGAUAACCGCAAUAUGCGUAGUAAUUCCAAGCACAUUUCUGGUAUCACUGAAGAUUAUAAGCUGUUGCCGAGGUCCAUCAGCCAAGACUCCGAGAGCUUCCUCCUUGAUGCCAUUAACAUGAGCUUCUUCGAGCGUUUAAACUUGGCUUGGAAGAUAAUGUUCCCAUCAUCAACAUCUAGAAAGAGCUCUAAUGCUAGGGUUGCCAAGCAGCGCUUGAAGAUGAUUCUCUUCUCUGAUCGAUGUGCAGUGAAUGAUGAGGCCAAACAGAAGAUUGUCGACAAUGUUGUGCAGGCUCUAUCAGAUUUCGUGGAGAUAGAAUCACAGGAUAAAGUUCAGCUUAGUGUCUCUACUGAUUCAGACCUCGGAACCAUUUAUUCUGUCACAGUGCCUGUACGACGGGUGAAACCAGAAUAUCAAGAUCUAGACGAGGUUGGAGCAAUAACAAAUAUCGAGUACAAAGAUACAGGAGAGAGGUCAGGUUCUGUUGAUGUCAGGUUUGAUUUCUUCAUUCCAGAUGAAAGGUCCUGAUAAUUUCCGAGCCAGUGAGCCUGCUUCGGUCUUCUGUAUAUAUAUGGCGACUUCCUUCAACUGAGAUUUGAAAGUUUUGCUGCUUUUCAGUUUGUAGUUUAAUUUGAUGUUUAACUCCAUGACUCUAUUUCAUGUGGAUAUGUUAUGGCAUAUUCAUGUUAGGUUUUCAAUUUUUCAUGGGUGUAUUAUGUGCAUGCGAGUAAUUGCUUAUCUCAAUUACAUAAGAUUUUCUGUA
Messenger RNA from Corylus avellana, 1015 nucleotides. RefSeq names its product homolog of bacterial MinE 1 (gene MINE1). The record is from RefSeq and is a predicted model, not a curated record. Lineage: Eukaryota; Viridiplantae; Streptophyta; Magnoliopsida; Fagales; Betulaceae. Gene Ontology annotation, biological process: cell division; regulation of division septum assembly; chloroplast fission.